Molecule: messenger RNA, 1092 nt
Organism: Symbiodinium sp. CCMP2592
Lineage: Eukaryota; Dinophyceae; Suessiales; Symbiodiniaceae
Source: the annotation of a GenBank genome assembly
AUGCAGUGCUGUUUUCGGGGCUGGGUUGCAUAUCGUCGAAUCGGCGAGUGUUUGUCAAACAAGGCACGAUGCCAAGCGGCAAACAUUGUACCGCAGGAUGCCACCUCCCUGUUCGAGAGGACGCAUGGCGAGGGGUUGAGCAGUCUGAGUGAUGACAUCGCUUCAGUGCACAUGGCCCAAGGGAAGGGCAGUUCCUGUCUUCGAUCUUCGCUCUUGGGCGUGCUUGCCUACUUCCUGGGGGUGUUGACUGUUGUUUGCUUCGAUGCCGCCCGCGUCUCGCGCCGGGAAGGAGCAGGAAGCGUGCAGCCCUUCGAGACCUCAACCACCCAGGCCCUUCGGACCACGGAGGUGCCCGAACAUGGGUCCGAGUUCAGGCCAGAAUCGGAAGCAGAACCGCGAACCACGACAAGCACACCUGUGAGCACUACUGCGAAAGCAGGCGCCAAGGACAACGAGGAGCCAGUCCCGUCUCCGGAACUGCUGAAAUCUGCACUGCGCGUGCGACACCCGGGGCCUCACGGACUCAAGUUUAUCCACAUCAGCAAAACAGGCGGGACCUCCAUUGAGCAGUUGGGCAUCAACUUGCCUGAGCAAUUGCGCUGGGGCGCUUGGGAUCGCGAAGAGUACGGCUACCAGCAUGGGGCGUUCCGGUUCUUCCCGGCGACAAAGCGUGAAAAGUAUGAUUGGUUUUUGGUGAGCCGAAAUCCCGUGGACCGCUUCGUCUCAGAGUAUCACUGUGGCUUCGAGGGCGUGAACUACAUGCAAUCCAGAUUCCACACCGAGAAAGACUUCAACCAUUGGAUUCAGGGCAGGGUGCGUCAAGGAGGAACGCCCGGUGGCCAUUUUAUUACGAUGACAGACUACUUAGAUGCGGAUCCUAACGUCACCCAGCACAUCGUGCGCUAUGAGAAUCUGAAUGCAGAUCUGCGCUUUGUGCUCGGUCUGUACAACAUCACCUUUAAAAGAUUGCGGCAUGAUAACGGCGGAGGAAAGCGGAUGUUCAGAAGAGGUAACGUCAGCAACGAGACGCUUGCAUAUAUCCGUGCCUACUAUGCCGCGGACUUCGUCAACUUCGGUUACCCGUUGCCAUGA